CUCGGCGCUCUGAGGCGCGGGGUGCGGCGGGCGCAGGGCUCAUGUAAUCAAAGAAGUUUCUUUGUUGUGUGUAUCUUUUCAGAACACAACAGGAAUUGAAAAUGAAUCAGAACGCCCCUGAGCCUGUGGCAGCCCCCGAGACUCUGGCCGAGGUGCCUGAACAUGUGCUUCGAGGACUUCCGGAGGAAGUGAGGCUUUUCCCAUCUGCUGUUGACAAGACUCGGAUUGGUGUCUGGGCCACUAAACCAAUUUUAAAAGGCAAAAAGUUUGGGCCAUUUGUUGGUGAUAAGAAAAAGCGAUCUCAGGUGAAGAAUAAUGUGUACAUGUGGGAGGUCUACUACCCAAACUUGGGAUGGAUGUGCAUUGAUGCCACCGACCCCGACAAGGGGAACUGGCUGCGCUAUGUGAACUGGGCUUGCUCCGGCGAAGAGCAGAACUUAUUUCCGCUGGAAAUCAACCGGGCCAUUUACUAUAAAACUUUAAAGCCAAUCGCGCCGGGCGAGGAGCUCCUGGUCUGGUACAAUGGGGAAGACAACCCCGAGAUAGCCGCGGCGAUCGAGGAAGAGCGAGCCAGCGCCCGCGGCAAGCGCGGCUCCCCGAGGGCCCGCAAAGGGAAGAAAAAAUCCCAGGAAAAUAAAAGCAAAGGAAACAAAACGGAAGAUUCACAGCUGAAGACAAGUGAGCCCAAUUCCACCUCUGCAAAUAUGAGAGAUUCUGCGGAAGGUCCUAAAGAAGAGGACGAGAAGCCUGCAGUGGCCGCCAUCGAGCAGACAGCGCCCCCGCAGGAGGCGGUCAGUCGGGAUGCGCUUCCGGAACCGGUGAUCCCUCCUCCCGCCUGCGAGCCUCAGACGGAGCCAGGUGAGACGCGCGAGGCCACAGGCUGUGAGACCCAUGACUUGGAGGAGGAGGACGAGGACGACGAGGAGGACGACGAGGACUUGGAGGAGGAGGGGGAGGAGGACCCUGAGCUGCCGCGGGACGGCUCCGAGAGGGAGCCCGAGAUUCGGUGCGACGAGCAGCUGGAGGAUUUACUAGAAGAACCAAAAGAUACUUCAGAAGAAACCCUAGAAGACUCGGCAGACGUAGCACCGGUUGCCACCACCCCCACAACGAAAGAAGAGGCCAAUGGCGACGUCUUUGAGGCGUUCAUGUUCCCGUGUCAGCACUGCGAGAGGAAGUUCACCACCAAGCAGGGGCUGGAGCGCCACAUGCACAUCCACAUGUCCUCCGUCAACCACGCCUUCAAGUGCAAGUACUGCGGGAAGGCCUUCGGCACGCAGAUCAACAGGCGCAGGCACGAGCGCCGCCACGAGGCGGGACUGAAACGGAAGCCCAGCCUGGCGCUGCCGUCCCCGGAGGACCCAGCGGACGGCCAGGUCUCAGGCGACAGCGCCGCCCCCAGGGCCGACUCGAACCCUCCUGGUCUUGGGCAAGACUGUCUGAUCUUGAAUUCCGAGAAAGCUGCCCAAGAAACAGUAAAUUCUUCUGUUGUGGAAGAGAAUGGAGACGUGAAAGAGCUUCAUCCGUGCAAAUACUGCAAAAAGGUGUUUGGGACUCAUACUAACAUGAGGCGGCACCAGCGGCGUGUUCACGAGCGCCACCUGAUCCCCAAGGGCGUCCGGCGGAAAGGAGGCCUGGAAGAGCCGCAGCCCCCCGCGGAGCAGGCCCAGCCCGCCCAGAGCGUCUACGUCCCCAGCACGGAGCCGGAGGAGGAGGGGGAGGCCGACGACGUGUACAUCAUGGACAUUUCUAGCAAUAUCUCCGAGAACCUCAAUUACUACAUCGAUGGUAAAAUUCAGACCAGCAGCAGCACUAGUAACUGUGACGUGAUUGAGAUGGAGUCCGGCUCAGCAGACCUGUACGGCAUCAACUGCUUGCUUGCUCCAGUCACAGUGGCGAUAACGCAGAAUCUGAAGACCCCUCAGGUCCCUGCAGCAGAUGACCCUCCGAAAGAACCUUCCGGCAGCACAAACCCUGAGUCCAAGAAGCGGAGAACUGCCAGUCCUCCUGCGUUACCCCAAAUCAAAGCUGAAGCAGAGUCAGAGCCCACAGGGGCGCCCUCGUGUUCCUUAAGCCUGCCUCUGACCCUGUCCACCAUGGAGGCGGUGUCUGCCCACAAAGAGAAAGGUGUGCAUUUGUCAUCGAAGCUCAAACAACUUCUGCAGACCCAGGACAAGCUGCCUCCUCCCGCGGGCAUCUCUGCAACAGAGGUGCCCAAGUUGGGCCCGGUGUGUGUGUCAGCACCCGCCUCCAUGCUGCCCGUCACCUCCAGUAGGUUCAAACGGCGGACCAGCUCUCCCCCCAGCUCGCCACAGCACAGCCCUGCCCUGCGAGACUUUGGAAAGCAAAGCGAUGGAAAAACAGUGUGGACCGAUGCAGUGCUGAGCUCCAAAAAACCCAAAUUAGAAAGUCAUAGCAGCUCGCCAGCGUGGAGUUUGUCUGGGAGAGAAGACUCGAGAGAAACUGUGAGUCCGCCCUCCUUUGAUGACUAUAAAGUCUCUAAGGAGUGGGCGGGUGGUCCUCCUUUUAGCAAUGUGUGCAACCAGCAGCCCCUGGACCUAUCCAGCGGGGUGAAGCAGAAGGCUGAGGGGGCAGGCAAGACUCCGGUCCACUGGGAGUCUGUGCUGGAUCUCAGUGUGCAUAAAAAGCCUUGUGGCGACUCUGAAGGGAAGGAAGUCAAGGAAAACCAUGCGAUGCCGCCGGCCUGCAGUGGCGUCAAGAAAAAGAAACCGACCACCUGCAUGCUGCAGAAGGUUCUUCUCAAUGAGUACAACGGCAUCGAUUUACCUGCAGAAAAUUCUCCAGACCUGCCCAGCAGCCCGAGUCCUUGUAAAUCCCCAGACCCCCAGCCGGGUCCUGAGCGUGGGCCCGAUGCCAGUUUACCUGCCUCCGCUGCAGCCGAGUCCCCGCCAGAUGCUGCCCCACCCUCCCCCGCCCUCCAGACAUCUUCCCUCUCCUCCGGGCAGCUGCCUCCUCUCUUGACCCCCACGAAGCCCCCCUCGCCCCCGCCUUGCCCUCCCGUGUUGACUGUCGCCACGCCCCCCCCUCCUCUCCUCCCUACUGUGCCUCUCCGCCCCUCUCCCCGCGCCUCCCCCCGCCCCUGCCCCUCCCCCCUCUCCAACGCCGCUGCGCAGUCCCCACUGCCGAUCCUGUCGCCCACGGUGUCCCCCUCCCCGUCCCCCAUUCCUUCUGUGGAGCCCCUCGCCUCCGCCGGGUCCCCCGGGCCCCCCACGCUCUCUUCCUCCUCUUCGUCCUCCGCCUUCUCCUCCUCCUCCUCCUCCCCCUCGCCCCCUCCUCUCUCCGCAGUGUCCUCUGUGGUGUCCUCUGGGGACAAUCUGGAAGCUUCUCUCCCCGUGAUCACUUUCAAGCAGGAGGACUUAGAGGGUGAGGGCCCGAAGCCCAGGGAAGAAGGCCAGUCUGUCGUCGAGCAGGACAUCGGCCCGGAGACGUUCAACAAGAACUUUGUCUGCAAUGUCUGUGAAUCACCUUUUCUUUCCAUUAAAGAUCUCACCAAACAUUUAUCUGUUCAUGCUGAGGAAUGGCCCUUCAAAUGUGAAUUUUGUGUGCAGCUUUUUAAGGCUAAGACUGCUUUAUCCGAACAUCGCUUUUUACUUCAUGGAGUUGGGAAUAUCUUUGUGUGUUCAGUUUGUAAAAAAGAAUUUGCUUUUCUGUGCAAUUUGCAGCAGCACCAGCGAGAUCUGCACCCGGAUAAGGUAUGCACACACCAUGAGUUUGAAAGUGGCACCCUGCGGCCCCAGAACUUCACUGACCCCAGCAAGGCCCAUGCGGAGCAUGUGCAGAGCCUGCCCGGAGAGCCUCUGGAAACUUCGAAGGAAGAGGAGGAGUUAAACGACUCCUCUGAAGAGCUGUACACCACCAUAAAAAUCAUGGCUUCUGGAGUGAAGACGAAAGAUCCAGAUGUUCGGCUGGGCCUCAAUCAGCAUUACCCGAGCUUUAAACCACCUCCAUUUCAGUACCACCACCGAAACCCCAUGGGUAUCGGCGUGACGGCCACAAAUUUCACCACCCACAAUAUUCCCCAGACCUUCACCACUGCCAUUCGCUGCACCAAGUGUGGGAAGGGCGUGGACAACAUGCCUGAGCUGCACAAGCACAUCCUGGCUUGCGCGUCGGCCAGCGACAAGAAGCGGUACACCCCCAAGAAGAACCCGGUGCCGCUGAAGCAGACCGUGCAGCCCAGGAACGGGGUGGUGGUCUUGGAGACCGCUGGGAAAAACGCCUUCCGCCGCAUGGGGCAGCCCAAGCGACUGAACUUCAGCGUGGAGCUCAGCAAGAUGUCGUCGAACAAGCUCAAACUAAACGCGUUGAAGAAAAAAAAUCAGCUUGUCCAGAAGGCGAUCCUUCAGAAGAACAAAUCUGCCAGGCAGAAGGCCGAUUUCAAGGCCGCGGCCUCGGCGUCCUCGCACGUCUGCCCCUACUGCAGCAGAGAGUUCACCUACAUCGGCAGUCUGAACAAGCACGCCGCCUUCAGCUGCCCCAAGAAGCCCCUUUCUCCUUCCAAAAAAAAAGUGUCUCAUUCGUCCAAGAAAGGCGGACAUGUGUCACCUGCAAGCAGUGACAAAAACAGCAGCAGCAGCCGCCGCCGGACCGCGGACGCGGAGAUUAAAAUGCAGAGCACGCAGGCCCCUCUGGGCAAGACUCGCGCCCGCAGCUCCGGGCCUGCACCUGCCCCCCUGCCCACCUCGGCCUUCAGGUCCAAGCAGAAUGUUAAAUUUGCCGCUUCGGUAAAGGCCAAAAAACCAAGCUCCUCCUUAAGGAACUCGAGCCCCAUCAGAAUGGCCAAAAUAACGCACGUCGAGGGGAAGAAACCCAAAGCUGUGGCCAAGAACCAUUCCGCUCAGCUCUCGAGCAAGACGUCUCGGAGCCUGCACGUGAGGGUGCAGAAGAGCAAAGCCGUCUUACAGAGCAAGUCUGCCUUGGCCAACAAGAAAAGAACAGACCGGUUCAAUGUAAAAUCUAGAGAGCGGAGUGGGGGGCCCGUCACCCGCAGCCUGCAGCUGGCAGCCGCUGCCGACCCGAGCGAGAGCAGGCGGGAAGACAGCAGUGGCAGGCAGGAGCUGAAGGACUUCAGGAACUUCCUGUAGAAAAGCCCCCAAACAAAACAGCCCUUAAUUGACUAAACACAGAUCUUGCAUGCGCAACUUAGGAUAAGCACUACGGCAAAGGACACGCAGUCUGCCAAGCUUGCAGGACCAGUCGAAGCUGACUCAAAACCCUUACACAGCCGCUCGCCCCGGUUAGAGCCAGGCAUCUGCUCCCCGCCGGUGCCUGCCACACGUGCUGGGCUCCCGGGACCGAGCUCCAAAGAGGAGGGCACUGGCUGGUCGUCACGGCACCGGUAACUCAGACCCGAGUGUGGCCUUUGUUUUUGGCAAUGGCAGAGAGAGGAAUGAUUUGAACUUAACCUUGCAAAGCAAGUUCUGUUUUAUCUGUAGUUUGUUGUAGAUUUCAGGGAUGACAAAUUUUGAUGCACUCGUUUUAAAAAUGUUUUGGUCACACACCAGCUCUUGAUGCCUUUCUUUUAAAUUAAUUGUAGACAGAGAGAGAGAGGCAUGUAGCUUCUCUCUUAGCCUGUUUUUGUUUUUUAUCACAAGCAGAUUGCCAGCAUAAUGGAGAGGAAACCAGGUUGGAUAUGGCCCUUUGUUUUUUUAAGGCUGCCUCCAGUGUCACAUUAAAUAGCCAAAUGGACAUUGUCCUCUCAGGUCAUUAUCUGGCACUAAUUUAUAACUCCCGUAUUAUUGAGACUAUGUAGCAAUCCGCCAGUGCCCCGGAUGCAUCACAGACCUGUAGAGAUGUGUCUACACGUAAGUAUAGAUGGAUUUACAUCCCAGGGUUCACACAUCAGUGUCACAGAGAUGAAAAAGCGACAAAUUGACCUCUUCCUGAAUGUAGAAGUGUCGUUUCUCCAUGCAUUACAUGCCUUCCCCCGAAUUAAUGACUGAGUUGGUGGAAAAUAACUAGGUUUAUUCAUGGUUUUUUUUUUGUUUGUUUGUUUGUUUCUUGUUUUUGUUUUUUUUUUUUUUUUUUUUGUUCUCAACUUUAAAAGUAAUCUACCUCUUACAAUGUGUAGCUGAAGACUUGUUUGGUGAAUUUGUGCCACUUUAACCUUUUCACUAUCAUUCCCAUUUUGUUACAUUUCUGUUAUGGGGACUUUAUGUUGGAAUAUUGUAUAAAGCAUUUGUAGCAGUUUAAAAAUAAAAUAUUUAAAAUUAUUUAAAUUGUUUUGGACGCUUCAAUUGUAUUGUAUGUGAUUCACAUCUUACAUUUUUUUGUUUGAGUUGUUAAUCGGGAGCGUGUGCUUGUAUUGAAGUUUGCUGUUAGUUAUUUUAUUGUUUCCUGUUGGAGAGUGAUAUAAAAGACUAUUCUAAUGAAAACAUUAAAAUUUACAAUUUGACACACAAAAGGGGUUGUGCGUUGAUUUUAACCAGCGUAGCCUUGAGAGAGGGCGAGAGAGAGGUUCGUGAUGGGUAGCCGGGAGUGCUGUCUGCUGCCUUACCCUUCCAGCAUGAAAUAAAUCAUUGGAGCUUGUCAGAUGUAUACAAAAUUUUUUUGAUGCUUUUAUUAGCAAGCACUUAAUAACUAGGGGAAAUUCAAAUGAUACGUUUUAUAUCAUUGUAACCAAUAAAAAGACUUUAUAAAGCCUUGUGGAAGGACUGCAUUUUGUACAGCAUGCGAGCAGAGAGCUCCCCCGCCCUCCCUGCCUCUGCCUGGGCCACCUCUUCCUCCUGCCUCUGCCUGGGCCACCUCUUCCCGGGACUGCUUGGUGUCAACUGUUUCAAACUGCUGGUACCCCCUGGAGCACACGGGCCCAGGAGCUCCCGGGGGGAGCGUGCUUCGGAAAGCGCGAAGUAAAGCUUCCCGGGUGGGGUCUCCGCCUCUCCAGGCUGGCUGCCCACCUCUUCUGGUUUGGGGACUUUGUCGUUAGAGAGAUCCUUGAAGAAUGAAAGAAAUGGCAACAUUUGCAUUCAGUUUAUAUGAACUUGCUGCUGGUGGUUUCUUUUUAAGUGGAAAAAAAGGGUUGACUGUAAGCAUCUUCAUCGGGACUGACACGGUAGCCCUUGUCCUCGGGCGGGCGGUGCGGCCGAAGGCCCGCGCCUCACACUCCUCACUCGUGUUAGAAAAACCCAGGGCGGAAGCGGCGAGGGGUUGGUGGAGCCGCAAAGUAGCUUUUAGCUGGUGGUUUUACAUGCAGUGCCGCGCU
Talpa occidentalis (Iberian mole) is the source of this 7222-nucleotide messenger RNA. RefSeq names its product PR/SET domain 2 (gene PRDM2). Gene Ontology annotation, cellular component: nucleus. The record is from RefSeq and is a predicted model, not a curated record. Gene Ontology annotation, molecular function: histone methyltransferase activity; protein binding. Lineage: Eukaryota; Metazoa; Chordata; Mammalia; Eulipotyphla; Talpidae.